GUCGGUACAUACUAUUCUUGUAUAAUUAUAUAUCGUAUACGCGCAUAUACAUGUAAGUUCUCAUAUAUGCUUAUGUACCGAUAGCUGUAUACGUAUAUAUACAAAUAUAUAGACAAACAUAAUCAUAUAGUCAACUACAUACACAUACACUUAUAUUUAUAUACUUAUAUACGAAUUCCGGACUCGAAGAAAGAUGGGCAAGAAACAGCAGGGCGACAACGGUGCCCCACUAACACUCCUACAACUACAGAACUUAAUCAAACGUGACCCAGAAUCAUACCAGGAAGAAUUCCUGCAACAACUGCGACACUUUGAUUCCAGUGUAGAGAUAUUCACACUAAACCCUUCGGCCGAUUCAAACAACUUCGGGGAACUAGCCACGUUCCUGGCACACACAUGCACACGGUAUCCGAAACAUGGUGACCAUGUACAGGGACGCACCAUGUCUCUCCUAGAGAACUAUGCAAGUGUGAUGCAGCCGUUGCUAAGGAGAGAGAUGUGCCAAGCGGUGAUGAUGAUGAAGGGGAAGGGGGACGCGAGAGUGAUCGAGGUGUUCAAGCUGUUUUUCAAGUUGUUCAAGGUGAAAGAUAAGGUCUUGAGAGAGUCUUUGAGAAAUCACAUCACGACAGAGAUCAAGCGCAUGAACGCCAAGACACAGAAGAAUCAGGU
Sphaeroforma arctica JP610 is the source of this 669-nucleotide messenger RNA. RefSeq lists its product as hypothetical. The annotation marks the transcript as partial. Gene Ontology annotation, biological process: ribosomal large subunit export from nucleus; ribosomal large subunit biogenesis. The transcript has a single exon. Gene Ontology annotation, cellular component: nucleolus. NCBI's taxonomy places the organism in Eukaryota, Ichthyosporea, Ichthyophonida. The record is from RefSeq and is a predicted model, not a curated record.